Molecule: messenger RNA, 531 nt
Organism: Arabis nemorensis
Lineage: Eukaryota; Viridiplantae; Streptophyta; Magnoliopsida; Brassicales; Brassicaceae
Source: the annotation of a GenBank genome assembly
AUGGGCUUGGCCAAAGAUUGUCUGAUAGAAAAGUGCCUCACCGUGAGCAUCUCGUCUCCGGUGAAUACAAAUCGGCCGACCGGAACUUCAAUCUCCUCCUCGGCCGAGAUCUGUCUCGUAAUCGAGGUUGAAUCCAUCACUAACCUAGCCACCUCACUUAACCGGCCCCUCUUCAUCCUCACCGUUAACUCGCCUUCACCAGAUCCGUCGCCGACGAAACCCUACCCGCCGCCCUAUUCUCGCGAUCUCAUCCUCCUCCGUUGUCAAAGCGAUUCCGCUAGAAGGGCAACAAACCAGAUGCUUCGGCAAUGGGCUGAGAAGGACCCGCCGCGAACAUCGGCCGGAUAUCUCGCAAACCGCCGUCACCGCCAUCAAUCAUGGAGGCAGAUCUCCUCUCUGCUCCAACACGACAAGAAGGAAAAAAAAAUUGGGCUUGGCCCAUUUGGAGUAGUGAUAAUUGGGCUUGGCUCAUGGGGAAUAUUGGAGCCCUUAGUCAAGGCCUUUUGGUUAAUGAAUUUGAGCCCAAUAUAG